AGUGUUUGGAGGGAGUUCCCCAAACGUUCAAAAAGGCGCACACACACGCUGCACAAGAGUGUGUGGAUGCCUUUGACACUGUGUUCCAUGACCUUGAGGUCACAAGGAAGGAAGGAAAGGAAGGACAGACGAAUGGCACACAAGGAAGUGAGCCAGUCCUCCUGAGCGGACAUGGGCCUGCUGCUGCGUUUGACCUUCCUGCUAACUAUUGUGUGUGUGAGCGUCCAUGUUUACCUGGAGACAGCUUGGCAGUCGGCACCUGCUCACCGGCCUUCGGGGGCUACCACCUGGCCCACUCACACCUGGACCCAACAAGGCGUGACCAAGAGGGUUCCUGCAGAGCCCAGAGGAAGCAAUGAUGGGAUUGCGCUGAAGCCACACGACAGGAUGAUGAUGAUGAGGCGGGAUGAAGGCUUGCGUCUGCAACGGCAAAGAAAGGCGCCUCGGUGGCACAUCGCCCUGCAGCCUUGGGCCAGUCACACUCACUCUCUGGAGGAUGAAGCAAAAAGGUUUCUCGACUACAUUACAACGCCACAACUGUCCUGUGAAAGUCCUCAUGUGGGCCCGGGUAGAGGCUGGGCCGUAUGUCUGGACCCAAAGUACAGCCUGACUCACAGGAUGCAACACAAACACUGCAGGGUCUACUCUUUUGGGUUGGGCCCAGAUGACCGUGUCCUGGAACGUUUCCUGGCGAGAUCUGGGUGUGAGGUCCACUGCUUCGAUCCCAGUUUGAGGCAACCGCACCUGCAGCAUGCUGAAAUGUGGCUUCACCGACUUUCUAUUGACUGGAGGGAUCCCAACCCUGCUGUCGUUGCACAGCAUCAGUAUGCCAACACCAAAAAACUGGCCACCAUCCUCAACGACUUUGGUCAUCGGCAGGUGGACGUAUUGAAAGCAGACAUGGAGAGUGCCGAGUGGAAGGUAUUGGAGAAUUUGAUCCUGGAAGGAGUUCUGGACUCUGUCAGUCAACUACUCCUAGAGCUUCACCUCCACUGGGCGGGUUUUGAGGUGGCAGGGGACGAUCCUUCGGUUGUACGUUAUUGGUUCAGCUUGCUCAAAGAGCUGGAAAGUGCCAACUUCCACCUUUUCCACAUCCGCAGCGAUCCGUCAAAACCGCACGUGUUUCUGCACAAGAACGUCCUCAAUGCAAGCAGUGCCUACACCUUAGCAUGGGUGAAUACACGGUGGACACUCUGAAGUACGUACUAGGAAAUAUCCAAGUGGAUUAAAGUCAGAACACAGGUGCCUGCUGAGGCACAUUCUCUGACUCAGACUGACCUUUUCGCCAACCUACUUACCAUCCAGUCAUGAAACCCCCAGAGGCUGUGUCUUCUGCUACCCCAUGUCGACUGUGUUGUUUGGCUGCAGGUCAGUCUCUUAGUCACGGUCGACCCCAGUGAUCACGGUCCUAUCUCUAAUUCGGGCCUGCAGCGACUCAAUGCCACAAGACAUUUUCUUCUAUCCUAGUUGGCGAAGACAUCAGUGCGUGGAUGUGUUGGUUUGACUGUGCCAUGGGGUAGGUGAGGGACAGAUUAACAGCUUUUUUUUUUUAUUCUGUGAGGAGCUGCAUGGACUGAAAGAGAUAAGUGGUGGAGAUGGAAUGUUUGCCACAAAAUAAUGUCAUCAGUUCUUAAGACUUGCUGUUUUUUUUGUCAGUGCCCUAAAAGUGUGAACCGAAUUUCAUGUUGAUUUGGCAAAACACACAGUGAACAGUGAACUGUGAGUGAAGUCGAUUUAUGGGGGUAAAAGUUGGGGUUUAAUACCAGCGCCACCGUGUGGUGUAUUUGUCAUUGAAAUAGCAGCACAAGCAACACAGUAGUGCUGCAUGUUGUGACAAAAUGUCACCCUUUUGUAUGCAGCGUUUCAGGAGUAGAAGAGUUAGCUUUCUCAAACACAUAUGGUAUUUUGUUUUUGUUAUUUUUAAUAAAAACCCAGUGUUAAAAGGGCUCAUCAUAAACAGAAGCAGGAGCCUGGGUAAAACUGA
Dunckerocampus dactyliophorus (ringed pipefish) is the source of this 1984-nucleotide messenger RNA. It is a transcript of the gene mettl24, whose product is annotated as methyltransferase like 24. The transcript has 5 exons. The record is from RefSeq and is a predicted model, not a curated record. Bases 172 to 1197 code for a protein of 341 amino acids. NCBI's taxonomy places the organism in Eukaryota, Metazoa, Chordata, Actinopteri, Syngnathiformes, Syngnathidae.